AUGUUACCAAGUCAAACACGCCAUGUAAUCGCUAUCAAUAUCGAAACAUUAGCCGGUUCGACGUUCGAAUUACUCGUAUCUCCGUUUGAAACUGUAACAAGCAUAAAACGAAAAAUCGAAAGACGAGAAGGUAUUCCGGUGUCACAUCAACACCUUGUGUGGAAAACGAAAGAGCUUGAAGACGAAUCGUGUCUACAUGAUUACAAUAUUGGAGAUGGUACAACGAUUAUACUCGUUUUAGCCAUGAGAGGUGGACCAGUCAAUACAAAACGUGUGCCCAUUGAAGAUAGUUUAAUACGUGAUAUGUCUGAGUAUAUUGAAACCAAAGAGGAUUACAGUGAUUUAUUUCCGGGCGGUACAUCGAAUAAAAAUGUUACUUUUCUUGUGUUACGGGAUGGUGAUCAAUUUAAUUUUUUUCAACUCAUCGAUCGAGGUGAUGGUACAUUAUCACCAAUGUCGGGCUCAAUGAGUACUGCAUCAAUGUACAACACACAUGAGGGCGUUGAUGUCGAGCGUGUAUAUGAUGAAAAACGACAGGCGGAAGAUAGAAAAACAAAGCAGAAAAUGGAAUUAAUCAAAUCAAAACUAAAAAAUACACCCACGCUAUCUUCAAAAAAGGAAACUCAAUUGCUACCACCAAGACCACCAUCUGGUGCUAAAUCUAAGACCAUUCGUCAAACACUCACAACAUCUUAUCCCGUGGGCAGUGGUACUACACGUUCACGUCGUUAUGGUGGUGAUCGAAACAUUGUGCUUGAUCCAGCUUUGAACAAUAUUAAUGAUACCGAAGUAUCUUCAACGGCGACUACAAUAUUAGUAGACAAUUACAAUAACAAUAUCUCUGAACGUAAACGAAUACCUAAUACAAUUUCAACGACAAAUAUAUUUAACACGUAUAAUCUGUUAUCAGCAAAAAAUUUGCAAGAAGAUGAUGAGGACGACGAUGAAGAGGAUGAAGAUGAUGAGUCAAAUGAUGAGGAGAAAGAUAGCGAUGAAUAUAAAACAAGCUCAAUGAUAACUGCUAAAAAAUUAUUUGGUUCAACUCGAUCGUUUUCACCAUCAAUAUUAUCAAACGGUUUCUAUUCUUCAUCGGCCACUGCUGUCACAACUCCGUUAAUCUCAGAUACAAUCACUACAAAAAAACAAUUAUCAUUAUCCUCACUAAAGAAUAGUUUAGAACAACAACAACAACAAAGCAGAAUUUAUCAGCACUAUCACGAUAAAAAAAAAGUGUCAAUGACCAAACGAGAAACAACAAAAAGUUCAAUUGAAACAAUAUUAACAACUGGCAAUCCAUCAACGAAUUUAGAAACAACAAAAAGUUCAAUUGAAACAAUAUUAACAACUGGCAAUCCAUCAACGAAUUUAGGACUUAACAACCAGGACAUAACGAAUUCUCAGGCAACUACAACGAAUGAUCUGUCUACUAUAGCUUCCUCAGCUAAGAACGACGAUUUAUUACUCGAUUAUAUUCAUCGCUUGUCCCCCAUCCAAUCACAGCCACUUCCUCCAUCUCCUCGUAUUACUUGUUCAGCGAAACGUUUAAGUGAUCAAACUCAAUCACAAUCAGCGUUUUGUACAACAACAGUAGCGAAUGGAAAUACUGCUAGUUGUGGAACAGCAACAAACGAAAUUUAUCAUCAUCUUUCAUCGUCCACCGCUCUUGAUCUUGACGAUGACACUAUUGGUACUACAAACAACUAUGCAUCUUUAAGAAAGCUACAACAAUCACCGUUUAAAUGUUUGCAUUCAUCGUUAUCAAAUAGUAAUGAUUCGUAUCUUCGAAAACAAACAGCUGGUUCAAUUAGUAACACUGGUGGAGAUAAUUCGAACAGUCGAAAUGAUACGUCGUUGAGUAAAUGGCCAGAUACACCGUCACCACAAAGUAAAAUAGACGGACAUUUUGUUCAAGAUGACGAUAUAAUUAUUGGUGAACAAUCUAAUACUAAUGAACGUACAGUCACCAGUCAUUCACUAUUUCGGCAUCAAAAUAGUAGUUCGAGCACAAUCACACCCGCACCAACGUUACCGAACUUACCACACAGUGCAAGAAAAACACAACGUUAUCAUCAUACAACAAACAGUACAUCAUCUACCGUAUCAUUUGAUCAGCAACGUUCAUCACCAUCGCUAAAUGUGAGACCAUUAGUACCCUUAUCAUUAUCCAAAUAUCGUCGUAUGCCUCCACCAAAUACAACAAAUAUUCCGCAAGGAACGAAUUAUAGUACAACAUUUUUUCAAAAUCAAACAAAUGAUACACCAUCAACACCCACCAAUGAUUGGUUUAAAAAUACAACAACAACAACACCGAAUGAUUCAUUUAAUGAACAUUUGAUGUUAAGUAAACGAAUUGAAAUGUUAAAAACAGGAAAACAACAACAACAACAACAACAAGCUACUAUACCACCAUCUCCAUCCUCGUCGUCCACAGCAAUCUUUCCGUCACCACCGUCAAUACUGUCAACAAAACGAGACAGUAAUAAUGAGAAUAAACCAACAACAAAAUCGGUUGUAUCGUCAACAUCUGUCACUGCACAAGGCUCACCCUAUGAUAGUACAAAAGUAACUAUAGAAACAAUUGGACCAAAAACGGUAUCAGCAUUAUUGAGACAAAAUGCAACGAUUGAACCUGUUGAUACAUCAAGAGGAGUUGGAAAACAUCUGGUGUCUCUGUUAACGACCGCAUCUAAAGAAACAUCUAUCAAGGAAGAACGUUAUAAGCUUGAUUCAAAACUGAAUCCCUGGUCAACAACAUCGAUUAAUGGUAGUACCGUUAGUAGUUUAAAUUCAACAACUGCUACAAUUUACAGUAAUACAAAUUCAAAUAAAUUACCACCCGUUAUUAUCAGUCGGAAACCAACAGCAAAAUGUUUUUUGUGUAAGAAAAAAACUGGUCUUGCCACAACAUAUUCUUGCAGAUGUGGUAGUUCAUUUUGUUCCGAACAUCGUUAUCCUGAAGCUCACAAUUGUCCAUAUGAUUACAAAGCUGAAGGAAAACGAUUAAUUGAAAGAAAUAAUCCAGUAAAUCGUAAAUGUGAACAGUUAAUAUCGGAAAGUUUUAAAACUACAGUGAUGGAUGAUGAGGGUCAAAAAAUUCUAACAGAUAUUGUUACCGGUACUAAUUAUUUACUACAACAAUUGAAUAUUGAUCGUCGUAUUCGCACUGUGGCUGAAUUUUGCAGUGAUGUUUUAAUUCCUAUUUAUGAGAAAAUAUGUUUAUGUCAAUUAAAAGACGUUCGAUUACCAAUUCGAAAUCUUCAAGAUGAAAUUCAUAAUAUUAAUGUUGUUAUUAAUGCCUUGUGUUUUGAAACUGUUGAAUUUGAUUUAUCUCAUAUAACUGGUGAACAAAUUACAAAUGGUGAUGCUUAUGCUAUGAAUGAUCUAUUAGAAAUUUUAACCGAUGUUUAUCAAUGGAUUAAAGCAAAUAACAAUAAAACUUUGGAACAAGAAUCUUUGCCACCAUCAUCAAAUCUUCCCUCAGUCUCAGAUCGAUCAGCUAUAACAACAUCUCUUGGAGCACGAAUAGUAGCUAAAAGUCGAGAUGAUUUAGAAAAUCGUAAAAAUCCAUAUUCAUUUACAAAUGAAUUUGCAUCAAAUAGUUUGGUUAUAUCACAAAUUUCACCAAUAUUAUCGCCAUCAACAUCACCUCGACAUACAAAACAAUUGGCAACUGCGAAUCUCAAUGAUAAAUAUGACACAUUACUCAAACGUUUUGAACAAACUGUUCAAAUGUCAACAGAUGCGUUGCAUUUGAAAAAAACUGAAGAAUCGAAUUUGAAAUCAGUAUUGGAUGAUUUAAAUCGUUCAAUAUUAUCAAAUCAAAAUAUUCGACAACGAGAUGAACAAUACGUUUCUGAUAAACAUCAUCAUGAUACAUUUACCAUUAACAGUGAUAAAGAAAAUGAUGUGGAAGAUGAUUUAGCAUUACUAUUAAAUACUCAUGUACUUGAACCAUCGGUAAUUUAUCGUGAACAAGAUCAGAGACAAAGAUCUGUAUCGGGCAAUACAUUGUUACAUCAAUCAAAUAAUGAUUAUUCCUGUUUAGCUCUCGAUAAUAGUAAACAUAAUCGUUUGAAUCGUAGUGAUGAAUUUUAUCAAAUUCGAACACAAUUAAAACGUCAUUAUAAUCAGAAGUCAAAUUUAAAUCAAUUUUUAAAAGAAAAAUUUGAUGAUGAUCUUGAAGAUUAUAAAUCUACAACAGAAAUUUUAAAUAAUAAACAAAAAUUACGUAAAAUAAAACAAAAUGAAAUAGAAAAUUCAUUAUUAAAAGUUCGUUUACCAUCCUCAUCAUCUAAUACAACAAUGAGGCCAACAAAAUCGGCUGGUAAAAAAGGCUAUUUACGUUCAUCAACAACAUCGCUUGUAAAACAUCGACAACAUUCACAAAGUGCCUUAGAAUUGAAUAAUCAUUAUGAUGAUGAAGAAGAUAUGGAUGAAAAUGAAAAAAAAUCAUUAAAACGUUCCAUGUCAAAACGUUUAUUAAUGGCGAAUGAACACGAUUUAAUUCCGAUAUUGAAUGAACAAUUUCCACAUAUGUAUUCUUCAACAGAAAUGCAGACAAAAUUAAAUGAACAGUUUAGUAAACAUAUUGAUAGUUUAUUCAAGGCAAGAGUUGAACUUAUUAAUGCUCAAACUGGAAAUAUUAAUGAUUUGGAAGAAGCGAAAAAGAAACAUGAUCGUAUUACCGAAAUACUACGAAAAGAAUUGGUUGCUACUCAACGUCAGCAAGAUAGUCAAUUGAAACAAUCAGCUGAACGUAUAUUACGUUCAAAAAUUCGUGAUCAACGUAUUCAAUCGGCACGUACUCGUCGUUACUACAAUGAUUUUCGUUUACAACAACGUAAACGUUUAUUAAAAAAGCGUACAAAUGAAGAAUUAAUUUUAAAACAAGCCUAUGAUGAAUCAAUUAAAAUUCAAAAAGAACGUUUAUAUGAGAUGAAAAAAUAUAAACAACAAUAUAAUGAUUUAUUUAUGAAACGUUAUAAAACACAAUUAGAUUCAUUAGAAAAUUAUUAUCGUGAACGUUUAGAAAUGUUUAAAGAACAACAGGUAAAUGAACAAACGAUUAAACAACGAAAUGAUAAUGAAGAAAAAUUAGAACUUGAUAAACAACGUCAACAAUUACGAAAACAAUUAGAACAAGAUAUUAAACAAUUACAUGAACAUUUAGCGGAUAAUACGGAUUAUAUGCAUUAUAGACAAUUGGAUUUAGAUAAAUUAAAAGAGAAUUUAAUACAAGCAAGAAUUACGACUAAAGUUUAA
Messenger RNA from Didymodactylos carnosus, 5262 nucleotides. The record is from the annotation of a GenBank genome assembly. Lineage: Eukaryota; Metazoa; Rotifera; Eurotatoria; Philodinida; Philodinidae.